Molecule: messenger RNA, 1431 nt
Organism: Oldenlandia corymbosa var. corymbosa
Lineage: Eukaryota; Viridiplantae; Streptophyta; Magnoliopsida; Gentianales; Rubiaceae
Source: the annotation of a GenBank genome assembly
AUGAUGAGCAAAACUGUUUCAGACAUAUGUGAAAAGGAAAUGGAGUUAAAAAUUGAACCAAAUGAACAAGCAAAGCACACAAUCAAGAUCCUAACAGAUGCAAUGGUGUCGAUGAGUAGAAAGCUGCCUCCGCCUCCAGGGACAACACAACACCAACAAGAGCAGCAGCAAGACCCACAGCAUCCAGAGGACCAACAGCAUCAACAGGAGCAAGAGCAACGCCGAGAAGUAGACCUCCAGGAUGCACAGAUUUGUGAAUUGUGCGAGAUGGCAUGGAAGGCCGCUGAAAGCAGCGAGACAAAUGAUGAGGAUUCUCUUCCAGUAUGGAAAUUCGUGCCUACUUCAAAAGAAGUGGUUGUUGAUGAACAACAAACUCAAUCACAAGCAUAUGGAACGAAUAUCUCCACAACAAAAAGGAAGAGAAACCAAGAAAAGCAAAAAGCUUCAAAAGCUUGCGAAAGAAGAAGAGGAGAAAUGGCAGACAACAGAUCCCAUCAAGAUUCCACCAGCCAGGGCAGAGACACACAAGUGGAAGACAAGGCAAAAUCCAAUCAAGAAUCAACCAAACUAGAUUCAGGUGUGACACCCACAACAAACCAACCUGGUGCAACAUCCACCUAUACCAGAAGGACGAGAAGCACUGGUACUAGGAAAAAGAAAGUAGUCAAAGACCCAACUAUCCCACAUUUUGGCCUGGGCAUCUUCUCCAGUCAGGAAGACAGUUACGAGACAACCCAGGAGAAGAACACUGAGGAAGACAAUUCAGAAAAACAAUUCAAUGAGCAUACCAAAGAUGAUGAUGUUCUAGUACCAACUCCAGUUGAAGAAACGAACAAUCCCAGUCAUUCCAUCGAAAAUAUCACAGGAAGUGUCGAUUCGGAUAAAGAUGUCGAUGAGACUAUCGAAACUGAAGAAUAUCCCGUACUAUCUGCACUCGACAAAACAAAGAAUCCCACUCCUUCCAUCAAUGAAAUCAUAAGAAGGGCCAGUGCCCCAGCUUCAAAAUCAUUUAGUGAUACCAGAAAACUAGAGAUGAUUGCUGCUGCUGCAGAACAAGUUGAGAAGAACUCAAAGGUGGUUGAAGCAAUCCCUAUAAGCAUAAUUCCACCCGAUUGGAAUAUUGCUUCUACCACGGGUGGUCUACUGAUGCUGGAGAAAAAUGAGUAUACCACGCCACCGCCUACAAUCUCAAAGAAAGUUGAUGAGCUUGAUGAAGAGUUAACAAAGACAGUGGAAAAGAUCCUCAAUGAAAAACCUAAGAGGAGAAAUCCAGCAAGAGUCCGCCGGUUGCCUGAACGGUUCAGGUCGCCAUUCAUGCUCCAAAAGAAGAACAAGAAAAAAUUCAUACAGUGGACAGAGGAGAAAAAGAAAAUGACCCAAGAAGAAGGCCUGUUGAUAGACUUCGCUCUCUUACAAGAUAAGAAGACAUAG